CCUCCUGUGACUUACACACGAUCCCCAGUGACGCUGCGGUAGCCGCCUCACUCAGCCAGAGGCAGCCGCGCCUGCGCAGCAGCUAGGCUGCGGGUCAGCGAGGUCGUCCCAGCGCGGCCCGGGAGGGAGGAGGCGAUUGUGGGCGGAGGACGGUGAGAGGGGAGGGAGGAAAGGAGUGGGGCGGGGCGAAGGGCGGAGGGGCGGGCUUUUCCGGAGGUUCCGACGUCCUUCACUUCCUGUUUGGCGGACCUUCUGAAUCCGGGUCAAGGGUGUCCACCUCUUCUCCCCGGCUGAUCCGGCACCGUCCGUGACAGCGGCUCCUGACUCAACCCGGGGCGGGUUUCAUCCCACGACCUGCCGGAGCCCGGACGCCCACAUCUGCCGCAGAACGCGGAGGCGCGCUUCCUCACCCACCGGCUCGCAGCCCCGGCCCCUGAGCACCCACAGCCGCCGGGGGACCCCGCUGGCCCCUCCGAGCUGAUGCUGAGAGGGACCGCGGGCCCGGGGCGGCGGCGGAGUGCGGGCCUCUGGCUUCUUAGGCCCAUCGCGGGCGGUGCCGGUUCCUACGCGCCCCAGGCUUGCCAACUCCCGCCCGGGCUUGGAUGGGCCCGCCUGCCCGAUAAAUGUGGCUACUGAGGCGGCGGUGGCGGUGGUCGGUCCCGCUGCUGCUGCUGCGCUCCAAGUUCACCUCCGCCCCGGGGCUCUCCUGGCCCACCUCGGGGCCGUGGCCGCCCGCUCCUUCCCUCCUGGGCCGGGCCUUACAGCGUGGCGACAAUGGACAAGAUCCUGGAGGGCCUGGUGAGUUCUUCGCACCCGCUGCCCCUCAAGCGGGUGAUCGUGCGGAAGGUGGUGGAGUCGGCGGAGCAUUGGCUGGACGAGGCGCAGUGCGAGGCCAUGUUUGACCUGACGACGCGGCUCAUCUUGGAGGGCCAGGACCUCUUUCAGCGGCAGGUGGGCCACCAAGUGCUGGAGGCCUACGCGCGCUACCACCGGCCAGAGUUCGAGUCCUUCUUCAACAAGACGUUCGUGCUGGGCCUCCUCCAGCAGGGCUACCACUCGCUGGACAGGAAGGACGUAGCCAUCCUGGACUACAUUCACAACGGCCUGAAGCUGAUCAUGAGCUGCCCGUCGGUGCUGGACCUCUUCAGCCUGCUGCAGGUGGAGGUGCUGCGGAUGGUGUGCGAGAGGCCGGAGCCGCAGCUUUGCGCCCGACUGAGCGACCUCCUGGCCGACUUCGUGCAGUGCAUCCCCAAGGGGAAACUGUCCAUCACCUUCUGCCAACAGCUGGUUCGCACGAUAGGCCACUUCCAGUGCGUGUCCACCCAGGAGAAGGAGCUGCGGGAAUAUGUCUCGCAGGUGACAAAAGUGAGUAACUUGCUCCAGAACAUCUGGAAGGCCGAGCCCUCCACCUUGCUGCCUUCCCUGCAAGAAGUUUUUGCAAGCAUCUCUUCCACAGAAAUAGACGCCUCCUUUGAGCCUUCCGUGGCACUGGCAAGCCUUGUGCAGCACAUUCCUCUCCAGAUGAUCACAGUGCUCAUCAGGAGCCUUACGACGGACCCCAACGUAAAAGAUGCGAGUAUGACCCAAGCUCUUUGCAGAAUGAUUGACUGGCUGUCCUGGCCGUUGGCUCAGCAUGUAGACACAUGGGUGAUUGCACUCCUGAAAGGACUGGCGGCUGUCCAGAAGUUUACUAUUUUGAUAGAUGUUACUUUACUGAAGAUAGAACUAGUUUUUAAUCGGCUUUGGUUUCCUCUUGUGAGACCUGGUGCUCUCACAGUUCUUUCUCACAUGCUGCUGAGUUUUCAGCAUUCUCCAGAGGCGUUCCAUUUGAUUGUUCCUCAUGUAGUUAAUUUGGUUCACUCCUUCAAAAGUGAUGGUCUGCCUUCCAGUACAACCUUCCUAGUGCAAUUAACAGAACUGAUACACUGUAUGAUGUAUCAUUAUUCUGGAUUUCCAGAUCUCUACGAACCUAUCCUGGAAGCAAUAAAGGAUUUUCCUAAGCCCAGUGAAGAGAAGAUUAAACUGAUUCUCAGUCAAAGUGCCUGGACUUCUCAAUCCAAUUCUUUGGCAUCUUGCUUGUCUAGACUUUCUGGAAAAUCUGAAACUGGGAAAACUGGUCUUAUUAAUCUAGGGAAUACCUGUUAUAUGAACAGUGUUAUACAAGCAUUGUUUAUGGCCACAGAUUUCAGGAGACAAGUAUUAUCUUUAAAUCUAAAUGGGUGCAAUUCAUUAAUGAAAAAAUUACAGCAUCUUUUUGCCUUUUUGGCUCAUACACAGAGAGAAGCAUAUGCACCUCGGAUAUUCUUUGAGGCUUCCAGACCUCCAUGGUUUACCCCCAGAUCACAACAAGACUGUUCUGAAUACCUCAGGUUUCUACUAGACAGGCUCCAUGAAGAAGAAAAGAUCUUGAAAGUUCAGUCUUCACACAAGCUUUCUGAAAGUCUGGGGUGCAGUGAAACUUCUUUACAAGAAGUAGCCAAUAAGGCAGCUGUACUAACAGAGACCCCUUGCACAAGUGAUGGUGAGAAGACAUUAAUCGAAAAAAUGUUUGGAGGAAAACUACGAACUCACAUAUGUUGUUUGAACUGCAGGAGUACCUCACAAAAAGUCGAAGCCUUUACAGAUCUUUCACUUGCCUUUUGUCCUUCCUCUUCUAUGGAAAACUUGUCUUUUCAAGAUCCGGCAUCAUCACCCAGUACACAAGAUGGUGGUCUAAUGCAGGCCAGUGUACCUGGUCUUUCAAAAGAACCAGGAGUCUGUAAUCCAUCCACAGCUGCCUUUGCCUGUUACUCAGCUGUGAAUGAAAGAAUGGCUGACAGUCCUGAUGAGUUUCGCUGUACUGAAGACACUUCUGUCCCUAAUGACUCUAGCAAGAUGCUUGUUAAUAAAGAUGUACCUCAGAAACCAGGAGGUGAAACCACAUCUUCAGUAACUGACUUACUAAAUUAUUUUUUGGCUCCAGAGAUUCUUACUGGUGACAACCAAUAUUAUUGUGAAAACUGUGCCUCUCUGCAGAAUGCCGAGAAAACUAUGCAAAUCACGGAGGAACCUGAAUAUCUUAUUCUUACUCUCCUAAGAUUUUCAUACGAUCAGAAGUAUCAUGUGAGAAGAAAAAUCCUAGACAAUGUGUCACUGCCACUGGUUUUGGAGUUGCCAGUUAAAAGAACUACUUCUUUCUCUUCGUUGUCAGAAAGUUGGUCUCUAGAUGUUGACUUCACUGAUAUUAGUGAGAAUCUAGCUAAAAAAUUAAAGCCUUCUGGGACUGAAGAAGAUUGCUCCCCAAAAUUGGUGCCCUAUCUAUUGAGUUCUGUUGUCGUUCACUCUGGUGUGUCCUCUGAAAGCGGGCAUUACUAUUCUUAUGCCAGAAACAUCACAGGUACAGAGUCCUCGUACCAGAUGUGCCACCAGCCCGAAACGCUGGCAUUAGCCUCCUCCCAGAGUCAUUUACUAGGGAGAGAUAGUCCCAGUGCAGUUACUGAACAGGAUUUGGAAAAUAAGGAAAUGUCAAAAGAAUGGUUUUUAUUUAAUGACAGCAGAGUGACGUUUACUUCAUUUCAGUCAGUCCAGAAAAUUACGAGUAGGUUUCCCAAGGACACAGCUUAUGUGCUGUUGUAUAAAAAACAGAACAGCACUAAUGGUUUAAGUGGGAAUAAUUCAACCACUGGACUCUGGGUAAAUGGAGACCCACCUCUACAGAAAGAACUAAUGGAUGCUAUAACAAAAGACAAUAAACUGUAUUUACAGGAACAAGAGUUGAAUGCUCGAGCCCGGGCCCUACAAGCUGCAUCUGCAUCCUGUUCAUUUCGGCCCAAUGGAUUUGACGACAAUGAUCCACCAGGAAGCUGUGGACCAACUGGUGGUGGGGGUGGAGGAGGGUUUAAUACAGUUGGCAGACUCGUAUUUUGAUGCUGAAGAGUCCAAAAUGCACUGGUCACAAAACAUCCAAUUACUAUGACUGUUUAAAUGUCAGACUGUAACAAAUAUCAUAUCUAUCUUUUAAUUUUCUUUUCAUUAGACCGUUAUACAAGAAAACACACUCAGUGCUUGUUUUUAUUUUCUUGACAAUACGUUUAUUAACAAAAUGUAUCAUUGGGAAAAAAUCUACCUCUUAAAAUUCCAUUUGCUUUUAUGGUUAGACAUGCUUGACCAAAAAUUUUCAGAGGCAAAUAUGUACCUGGUCCCUAAUUAAGCUGCAUUAAAUUUAGUAGAGGCAAUUAAAUGGUCCUGUCCUCAGUUUUACUGAACAAAAAAUAGAUUUCAUUUAGCAUCCUUUAUAAAAGAAUUGGUGUUAGAGGUGAAGGAAAUAUCGUUAGUAAGGAAAGAAAGAAAAUCUUUUAUUUCCUGUGUAGUUACCCCAUUAUUAAAUGCAAGUCUUUGAGAAUACUAGAGAUGAUAUAGUCUCUCAUGAAGGCAAUAACAUAAACUUUAUCGAGCUCUAGUACUUUUCAGGUUUGUUCAGUGCUGUCUUCAGCAUCACUGUAUCUACAUUUCAAGUACAAAUGUUUUAAAAAAGGAUUAUUUAUACAUAUGUGCUGAACUGAUUUUAAGAAAGGUGCAUGAUCCUGUAGGAGCCACAUUUUUACCUAAAAAUUGCUAACUUUGUAGUGUUUCUAAUUGAGGAUUUUAAAAAUUCUAUUUCAGGGAGUAUAUCUUCUGUGUGUUUUGAAGGAGGUGAGUUCUGUAUGUGCCUUGCAGUACUGUAAUUCAAAAAUAGGAAUCUGGCUGCGGAAAAGUUUUUUACAAAUGUUAGGAAGUAAUUUUUUGUGCUAACAUUAAAAUUAUAACUUUUUGAAAGGUAUUAGAUUUUCCUGAAGUAAAAUCUGAUGGUUCUAAAUCAAUAAGUGUAAUAGUUUGUUUAUAACUCUUAGAAGAAUUCAGAGGAAAUCAAUCUAGUCAAGUAAAAAAAUUUUUUCGAUUUUGUUACUUAAUCCUCAGAAUAUUAAACAUUGAUCACAUAUUUUUAGAGUUA
This is a messenger RNA of Balaenoptera musculus (blue whale), 4969 nucleotides long. RefSeq names its product ubiquitin specific peptidase 38 (gene USP38). The coding region runs from base 775 to 3906 and encodes 1043 amino acids. Gene Ontology annotation, biological process: ubiquitin-dependent protein catabolic process; protein deubiquitination. The transcript has 10 exons. Gene Ontology annotation, molecular function: cysteine-type endopeptidase activity; cysteine-type deubiquitinase activity. NCBI's taxonomy places the organism in Eukaryota, Metazoa, Chordata, Mammalia, Artiodactyla, Balaenopteridae. Gene Ontology annotation, cellular component: cytosol; nucleus. The record is from RefSeq and is a predicted model, not a curated record.